This is a messenger RNA of Drosophila obscura, 3220 nucleotides long. RefSeq names its product transmembrane protein 245. Bases 259 to 2712 code for a protein of 817 amino acids. Lineage: Eukaryota; Metazoa; Arthropoda; Insecta; Diptera; Drosophilidae. The transcript has 9 exons. The record is from RefSeq and is a predicted model, not a curated record.
AUCUCUAGGUGUGUUCGAAACUGACGUAAUUUGGCAGAAACAACAACGUAUUUUUGUUUAUGUGCACUCCCCCUGCCCCGUCCAGCAACGUUAGUAGGAUUCCACCUACUUCGAUGUCUGUUAUCCACGUCCAGCACACGAAAUUGGUAACUGCCACAGCCUGUUAGCCCAUCCACACAGCCUGCAAUGUGAAUCAACUGUUGUUGAUUCCUCUAAUACGUCAAAUUAAUUUCCUUCCCGAUUGUAAACGGCCUCUGAAUGAACCGCUCGGAGCCCAUACCGAUUCGACGAGAGCGUUCCUUCGACAGCGUGAUGAACAAGCUGUUCCGGACACGGUCGCAGAACCAUGAGAGCUUUCGCGCGGCAAUGUACAACUUUCUGUUCCUGUUGGGCGUGUGUGCCUUUGUGGCUGUCUGCUUCAUCCUGGGACCCUUUGUGCGUCCGCUGCUGUGGGCCUUCCUCAUGGGCGCCGUACUUUUUCCAUUCAAGCGCAGUCUGGCGGAGAGCGUGCACAGCUGGUUCCAGCGGCUGGAGGAGCGCGACUCCAAUGUGCUGGUAUCGAUUUUUCUGUCCCCCGUGGAGGCGACAGAGCACUGCGGCCGCUUGCUGAUUGGAUGGCUGUGCGAGCACUGGCAACUGCUGCUGGCUGGCUGCGGUGUGGCAAGUUGCAUCAAGCUGUUGGUCCUGUACGCGCCAAAGGGCUUCCUGUACGCCAUCUGGCAUUGGCUCACCUUCUCGCAUGGUCUCUUCGUGCGAAUCAUUGGGUUCCUGAAUGUCUUUGUGAUUAUCGCCCUAGUGCUGGUCUACCUUAGCUGUGUGCACUUCUUCUGGAGUCCAGAGAACAGCACUCACUUUGUGGUCGCCGGUCAGUCCAUGUGGAUAGCGAUAGCCGGGUACUUGAGCAGCUUCCUGGGCGCCCUCCAAGUGCCCGUCUUCCUGCUGGUGAUGGCCUACGUGACGGCCUCCACGGCAUACCAUCUGAAGGGCAGCGAGGGAUCUGGCUCCUAUCUGCACCGUCUGAAGAUGUUGUUCGACAAGAACGACUUUGAGCGAUCGCUGAGCAACUUCAGUCUCUGUGGCAAAACGAGCAGCGAUCGGCCGGUCUCCGCGGACGUGUUGCAGUCGGAUGUGGAGGAUAUAUCACUCAGCGACACAGUUGACUCCACGGAUACCUUCCACGUGAAGCCCACUGAAACGUCUGAGGGCCAUCAGAGCGGUACGAUGUUGAAGCUGCUCCUCUACGCCUGCCUGGCCAAUGUGCUGUACCGAAACAUUUGGAUGGUCAUCUUAGCAGCUGUUCCGGUGCUGCUGCACCUGAUAUACAAGUUCGGAGCAUACACGGGCAUCACCGACUUUGUCUGUGGCAAGAUCAACGAAUUGUACUUGGGAUUGCGGGCCUGGUCCAUUGAACAUCAUUCAGCUGUACUGCCGCUAUGCCUGCCGGGGGUUCUGGAACUCAACUACAGGAUCCACACGAUUGUGCGAGAUUCGUUGAAGUCUUCUGUCGAGUCAGUCACCUCCAUACUCAUGAUCAUUGCCAUGCUCUUCUGCAUUAUCAUACUGAGUGUGUUCUUUUGCGUCAACAUUUAUUCGGAGACCAUCGAGGUGGCCUACCUGACAAAAGAUCUAAUUAACAAGACGAUCACAGACCGUCCUGAGCUAAUUGAUAUUUUGCCGGCCAAUAUGCAGGCGUCCAUCGAUGAUGCGCUAGACAAUGCGCACCAUUAUGGUCGCCGUAAGAUCGAGACCUACAUUGACGAUUGGCUGGCGGAUGCCGAUAAGGUGCACGCCACCAAGCUCAAGGAGCAGAUACUCGACGUGUGGGACAGACUCAUCCAGUAUUGGGUGGACUUCAACAAUAAGGGCUCGUCGUACGGCCCGCGAGUGCCCACGGAUGCGCUGAAGAGUACUUUUGGCGAGAUUGUUGAUAAUCCAGGACAUUUUAAAGAGCUAGUUUUAGUGGCGAAACAGGGCAUCAUCGGCUGGGCGCAGAGCAACACGCAAACGAUCCUGGAGGUGGCCGAGUCCCUGUGGCACAUCAUUCGCACGAAUCUAUCGAUGAUUAUGGGUGUGACUGGCGAGAUUCUGUCGCUGGUGCUGUCUGGAGGCCAAGCCUGCAUCGAGUUUAUUCUCGAUAUGAUUGUAUUCUUCACCGCUUUGUUCUACUUGCUGUCGAGCAGCAAGGACAAGUAUGCGCCACUUCAGAUAACAAAAUACCUUGGCUACUCCACCUCUGGCACUAAGAUCGUCGAUGGCAUGGAGAACUCCAUCACUGUCGUUCUACUCUCAAUGUUCAAGUGUUCCAUAUUCACGGGUCUGUUCACGUGGCUGGUCCACACGGUGUUUGGGGCGAGAAUUGUGUUUUUGCCCUCUGCGUUGGCAGCCAUUCUGGCAGCGGCCCCAUUCCUGGGCAGCUACUGGUGUGCCGUGCCCGCGUUCCUGGAACUUUGGCUGGCUCAGGACCGCUUCUAUGCGGGCUUAAUAUUGUUCCUGCUGCAGUUCUUUGUGCCCUCCACAUUCGAGACGGCCAUCUAUGCCGAUCUAAAGGGCGGUGGACACCCGUAUCUCAAUGGUCUGGCCAUAGCAGGCGGCAUGUACUGGAUCGGCUGGCAGGGGGCCAUCUUGGGCCCCCUCAUGUUGUGCUUCUUCAUUGGCAUCUUUGAGGUGGCCGCCCUGGCCAUGCGCUCGAAUCAGGAUGCACCCAGGAUAUAAGCGCAGCUCAGAGGAGGAAACGAAGACCACGUGAGUUGGCAUGGGACAGCAACUACGAACUACGACGAAUUUCAUUUUAAUACUCGAACUGCAACAACUAACAAAAGCGCUGUGGCCAAAGGCUUGACAAUCAAAUUGAGAUUGGCCCAAUAUGAUAUAUCCAUCAUACCAUACCCCUCAGGAUGUGCACAGUUUUAUUCCUCUGCUUUUUCAAUUAUUUCCUUAAUUUUCGUUACGUAUUCGUACUUCGUAAUUAAAAGUAUUUGAUUCCGUCUGAACAGCCCCCUUACCAUUUAAGCACCUAACUUAUUAAUGUUACAUACAAAUGUGUACCUCGAAUCGAAUUCUUUCUGUAUAUAUAGUAAGAAGCGCCUUGUAACUAUUUCCUUAGCUGUUUAUGUAUCGAUUUUUUGCUCGCUACUAAUUGCUUGCUGUGAGUCGUGUGAUUUGUUUAAGCUUAAAACAAAAAAAUUUGUUGCAAAAAUAAACUCCAAUGUGUACUAACAAU